AUGAGUUGGUUUCAAAAAAAAAUUUCAUUAAAACCAAGAUCAAGAGGUGCUUAUUUAAUUGAUGAUGAAAUUAAUAGUGCUUUACCAGAAUUAAGAAAUUAUAAAAUUGGUGUAUUACACUUGUUCUUACAACAUACUUCUGCUGGAUUAUCAUUAAAUGAAAAUUGGGAUUCUGACGUUAGAAAAGAUAUGACAACUGCAUUAAAUGAAUUAUUACCUGAUGAUGUAAGUACAAUGGAUUAG
Messenger RNA from Hansenula ciferrii, 243 nucleotides. RefSeq lists its product as uncharacterized. Bases 1 to 243 code for a protein of 80 amino acids. The record is from RefSeq and is a predicted model, not a curated record. NCBI's taxonomy places the organism in Eukaryota, Fungi, Ascomycota, Saccharomycetes, Phaffomycetales, Wickerhamomycetaceae. The transcript has a single exon.